UCGUCUCCUCCUCGAAUCAAAUCAAACGGAACCGAAUCCCAUCUCCCCAAUAAUAAAAAUCCCCAAUUCGCGUCUCGUCUCCUCGCAAAUACGACGCGUUCCCAAAUCCCCCAAUCCGAUCUGCCUUUCCUCUUCCUCCUCGUCAAACCCUAGCCAAAUCCACGAUCGGGGCUAGCUCGUCGGCGGCGGCGAUGGGGAACCCGGAGAAGCUGAUGACCCAGAUCUUCGACCUCAAGUUCACCUCCAAGUCGCUGCAGCGGCAGGCGCGCAAGUGCGAGAAGGAGGAGAAGGAGCAGAAGCUCAAGGUGAAGAAGGCGAUCGAGAAGGGGAACAUGGACGGCGCGCGGAUCUACGCCGAGAACGCCAUCCGCAAGCGCACCGAGCACAUGAACUACCUCCGCCUCGCCUCCCGCCUCGACGCCGUCGUCGCGCGCCUCGACACCCAGGCGAAGAUGCAGGUCAUCGGCAAGUCCAUGGCCAACAUCGUCAAGUCGCUCGACUCCGCGCUCGCCACGGGGAACCUGCAGAAGAUGUCCGAGACCAUGGACAACUUCGAGCGCCAGUUCGUCAACAUGGAGGUCCAGGCCGAGUUCAUGGAGGGCGCCAUGGCCGGCUCCACCUCGCUCUCCACGCCCGAGACCGAGGUCAACAGCCUCAUGCAGCAAGUCGCCGACGACUACGGCCUUGAGGUCUCCGUUGGGUUGCCGCAGGCCGCCGCUCACGCCAUACCAGCUGCCAAGGAGAAGGAGAAGGCUGUUGAUGAAGACGACCUCUCCCGCCGCCUGGCUGAGCUUAAGGCCCGCGGCUGAGGGAUUUCACUUCAGAUAUGAUUCUCAAGCUGCUAUGAGCCAUUGUCACGUCAAAGGCUACUCAUAUUUGUUAGAUUCGUAAAUACUGUUAUGCUAAAAUGCGUGUGUUGAUAUCCCAUAUGGGAUCUGUGGACUUCAUUAAAACCUUGCUGUGUGAUACAAAUCCAUAAUAUGUGAGCUUGAGAACGUCUCUGUGUCGCUGUAUCCUAAGCCUGCCCGUUUGAACAGAAAUGUUGAAGUUGUCCAUCUUUUCACGGGAUGUUUUCCUUGCUUUAAUGCCAUGAACAAAUUCGGUA
Messenger RNA from Oryza sativa Japonica Group (Japanese rice), 1105 nucleotides. NCBI's taxonomy places the organism in Eukaryota, Viridiplantae, Streptophyta, Magnoliopsida, Poales, Poaceae. The record is from RefSeq and is a predicted model, not a curated record.